GAGGAAGAACGGGAGAGGGAGGAGCCGUUGCUGAGCGUGGAGGGGGCGGAGGUGAGAUCGUCUGGUGAUGAUGAUCGGUGGCGGCGUCGCGACCCCUCCUGGUACUGCCAAGUCGGCGGCUGCGAUCGACAGCGAAAUGGUACAGGUCGACGGCAUUGGCAGUGGUAGUGUCAGUGGCAGUGCUAGUGGUAGUGGUAGCCCAGCAACGGGUGCAAUUACCACGCGCCUCACGAACAAUAGCAGUAGCGGUACCAAUAACAAUAAUAACAACAACAAUAAUAAUGGGGAGAUUAGCAACAAUAAUGACGGACACGGAGUCGCGAAUUGCACCGGUACGACCGCCUCGAGCGCAAGUGACAAGUUCUGCUGUCAGGACGAGGACGUUCCCGCUAGCACUGGUGUUGCCCGACCUUGGGAACCACCGUCGCCGACCUUCUCCCAAACGAGAUCGCACCUGCUGCAGGUACAUCCGCCGCACCAUCACCAGCAGCAUCCGGCGGCGCAUCAUCACCAGCAGUUGAAUGUACCUGCUUCCCUGAUCGAUGGUGUGAAUUUACAAAAUUGUACGGCCGGUCCUUUCGCCAGUGGCAAUAAUGGCAACGCAUCGCGUCAACGUCUAAUCGAAUUGUCACAUGGAUUAGGAGCACUCAGGCAUUACAACGAUCUCGCCAACCACGUGUUGUCAUUAAAUCAACAGGGCGCAGUCGUUACGAAACUUUUAGGUACGUUGCGCCCACCGGGUCUGAUUGGUGGCAGUAAGCCGAAAGUAGCGACACCGGCUGUCGUCGCUAAGAUUGAACAAUAUAAAAGGGAGAAUCCGACUAUCUUCGCUUGGGAAAUCCGAGAGAGGUUAAUCUCUGAAGGGGUUUGCAGUAACGCGACAGCGCCGUCGGUCAGCAGCAUCAAUCGGAUACUGCGGAACCGCGCGGCGGAACGCGCGGCUGCGGAAUUCGCGCGUGCCGCUGGUUAUGGUCUGUACGCGGCCGCUGGGCCGCAUCCGUACUUCAAUUCACACCAGCAUCCAACGACGAGCCAUCAUCUGCCGGCGGGUUGGCCGGCGCCGGGAGCAGCCGGACAUCCGUGGAUGCUGCCGCCUCUUGCAACCGGUAUAUCCGGCGCCGCCGCGUCUGCUUUGCUUUUGCCACCGUCCCUGAGUCCCGGUGCGGCCGCCGCCGCGGCCGCAGCCGGCCGCGGCCACGCGUCCGCGUCCGCGGGCACUUCCGAACACGCACUUCAUGCCGCCGACGCGAUCGCUCGUGGAUAUCUACAAGAUGGCGACGGUGAUGACGGAAGCUUAGACGGUUCGGAGCAGCCAAAGUUCCGGCGGAACCGCACGACUUUCAGUCCGGAACAGCUCGAGGAACUCGAAAAGGAAUUCGAGAGAUCGCAUUACCCGUGUGUGUCCACGCGCGAACGUCUCGCCUCGAAAACGUCGCUCUCGGAAGCCCGCGUUCAGGUUUGGUUUUCCAACAGACGGGCAAAGUGGCGUCGUCACCAGCGCAUGAACCUCUUAAAGCGUUCGCCACCACCGCCUCCACCACCACCGCCGCAGCCGCAGCCACCGCCGCAGCAACCGCACUCCGCUACGUCCGCUAUGGAAAUCGGCCAACGUACGUCCAGCUGCUCCAUCGCCGGCAUGGGCGGCGAAAGUAGCGCGUUCCGCGCGGUUGUCGCUAAUUCCGUAACCAGGGACACCGGCCUCGACCGACCCGAGAGGAUCGACAGGCAUGAGUCGGUACCAAAGCAACCGGAAAGGAAACCUAGCGCCUUCCGGAUGAUUAGUCAACUGGUGGGUGACGAUUCGUCCGGACUUUCGAGACCGACCAGUCCCGCGUACGAUCAGCGGCAAUCAUCAGGUCUUGGUCCACGUCCAGGAUCGGCGCAUAGGAUACGCUACGAUCAGAACGAGGACGAAGACGAGGAAAUCGAUGUUCAAGACUCCGAUCAGGAUACACCGUCGUCGCCAUCGGUCGCUUGGAGAGAUCAUUGGACUGACCAACAACCGUUGGAACUGACGAAGCACGAUCGCUGAACGAGAUGUGAUAUCUCAGUUUUGAUUUCAAAUGUGAUCGUUAAAUCUGGAGUAAUGUUUUCGCAAAAAAAUCAAGCGGUCGUAUUACAGUUUUUAUUUAUUGAAAAAUAUUAGCUGGACAUAAAUCGCGUGGAUCAGCAACUAUCAGUGUUCAAAGCAUGUUGCUGCGUCAGUUUUUUUAAUCUAUUGGUAACCGAUAAGAGUGCAAAAGUGAAAAUGUUUUUUUUUACGGUGCGCGAAGUACAGAAAAUCACGAUAUAUAUUUAUAGUAAACCGCAAAACAUCGAUCCGGAAUCGACGUUAUUAGCACGCGAGUGAUCAAGUGAUAAACUGAUAACGUGCUGCAUCUUCAACGGACUCGAAUCGAUAAUUAUCGGCAUGAAGCAUCAGAUGUGGCACCGUGUAUGUGUUUAUCUAAUAUUCCUUCUCUUUUCAUUAUUGUCGGCUCGGCUCUUCUCUUUAUUGGUUGAAGUUUUUAAUAUCUACGGAAUUGCUUAUUACACGAACAUGAACGAUUUCUUACGAUCGCGGAUGCGAAUAAGUGUUGCGAGCUGUAUAAUAUUAAAACGCAACGUCAUCAAUGUCAUUGUAAUUAUUAUUGUUAGAUAAGUGAUCGAUGCAUAUCGCGUGGUAAAAGUAAACGCUGUUAGAUCGCUCAAGUCUACCUGGGAAGCCAUUCGUGCGAGUAGAGAAUAAAACUAUAUACCGUGAAGAAAGAAUGAGAUUAUUCGAGCUCAUUCGGAACUAGUCCUAGCGAAUCUUUAUAAAUUAGGGAUAUGCGUUAACUAAGAUAUUUGAAAUAGAAAUAAUCGGAAACACAGAUAAUUCUAUAUGAACUGUGUUAAAAUAAUGUUUAUUUAAAUGAAACCGUUUGUAAAUAUCUACACACGGCGUCACAACCCAUUCUCUCUUGCAAACUCUUCCAAAUUCUCCUAACUAUCCUCCGACAGACAAAACUGUUUUUGGCGAGCCAUCAAAUA
Molecule: messenger RNA, 3012 nt
Organism: Mycetomoellerius zeteki
Lineage: Eukaryota; Metazoa; Arthropoda; Insecta; Hymenoptera; Formicidae
Gene: Eyg
Product: eyegone
Biological process (GO): anatomical structure development; regulation of transcription by RNA polymerase II
Molecular function (GO): RNA polymerase II cis-regulatory region sequence-specific DNA binding; DNA-binding transcription factor activity, RNA polymerase II-specific
Source: RefSeq, a predicted model, not a curated record